GUUCUUGCCUGCUCCCCACCCGCGUCUGCACCCCUGUGGGCUCACAGCCGGAUGCUGGGGCCUCGAUCCGGGUCCGCGGCCUUCAGCUCGUCCCCCGGAGCCUGCUGGUGGCCCCGGGCAAGGGCGAUGCCUGGCCAGGCCUGUCCUGUUGCCCAGAUCCCCAAGCUGGGGCGGAGUCACUCUCCAGAUCUUCUCCGCACACCUGGAUUCCGAGCGCCUGCCGGGACAGCAGCCCGAGCUAGGACUGGCUGCUGCGGGGCACGAGAGACUGACCCCUCCACUCCAGGGAGUUCUUUCCGAAGACAGCAAGGGGGAUCGCCACCUCGGCGCCUCAGGCAGCCAAGCCCUGUCUCAGCGCUCUGCUCACCUGCCUUCGGACUUUAGUCUUUUGAGUCCUAGAUGCACUUAACUUUUCAUCUGUCCACUGCCGGCUCUGUUGCAGAGCAUUGCCCAAAGCCACUCACGUGGUCGUCCCUGGUGACCCCCGGACUCAUCUUUUACGGCGUUCAGAUUUUUACCUUUUUCCUCCUCCUCUUUUAGGCCUGUGGAAAUCCAAUCAAGGCAUACACGGGUGGAGUGUGCUUGACCGUUUUGUGCAAAAGGGCGCAGUAGCCUAACCUACUAAAGCUUCCAUUUGCUGGAACUGGGCAUCCACCCAUCUCUGCCAACUCUUGGGAGAAGACUCAACUCCAGGAAGGCUUUCUGCCAGGCCCUGAGGUUGUACUUUCAUGCCCCACAGCCACCAUCAGCCAGCGUAUGCAAGUGGGUUUUAAGCUAUUCAGGACAUCAACAGCUUCUGGGUGAUUCCAAGGAUUAAAGAGUCUACAGGUUGCUAUGUUAAUGCUGCUUGUCUUUGGAGUAUUGCUUCAUGAAGUCCCACUGAGUGGCCAAGAUGAGGAUCAUUCUGAGACUGACAGUGUGCCAGGCAAAGCCCUAUAUGACUACUACAGCCUCCGCCUCCCUGAGAAACACAUCCCCUUCUUCUUGCAUAAUAACAGGCAUAUUGCCUCUGUCUGCAAGGAGGAUUCCCAUUGUCCAUAUAAGAAACAUCUAGAAAAUCUAAACUACUGCUGGGGUUAUGAGAAAUCCUGCAAACCAGAGUUUAGAUUUGGCUACCCUGUGUGCAGCUAUGUCGACAUGGGAUGGACAGACACUCUGGAGUCGGCUGCGGACAUGUUCUGGAAGCAAGCUGACUUUGGAUAUGCCCGGGAGCGGCUGGAGGAGAUACAUGUGCUCUGUCAGCCAGAGAGAACUAGUGACUCAAGUCUGCUUUGUUCCCGGUACCUUCAGUAUUGCAGAGCUACUGGUCUGUACCUGGACUUAAGAAACAUCAAGAGAAACCAUGACAGAUUCAAGGAAGAUUUUCUUCAGGGUGGUGAAGUUGGUGGCCACUGUAAACUGGACAGUCAUGCGUUGAUGUUGGAAGGGCAGCGCAAAAGCCCUCUGCAGUCUUGGUUUGCUGAACUACAAGGCUACACACAGCUCAAUUUCAGGCCUAUAGAAGAUGCUAAAUGUGACAUCGUUGUUGAAAAACCAACAUAUUUUAUGAAAUUAGAUGCAGGUGUUAACAUGUAUCACCACUUCUGUGAUUUUCUCAAUCUCUACAUUACUCAGCACGUUAACAAUUCCUUCAGUACAGAUGUGUACAUCGUGAUGUGGGACACCAGCUCUUAUGGAUAUGGUGACCUGUUCUCUGAUACCUGGAAAGCAUUUACUGAUUAUGACGUCAUACAUUUGAAAGCCUAUGAUUCCAAAAAGGUUUGCUUUAAAGAAGCCGUGUUUUCAUUGCUCCCCCGCAUGCGGUAUGGGCUGUUCUAUAACACGCCUCUGAUCUCUGGCUGUCAGAAUACUGGGUUAUUCAGAGCCUUCUCCGAGCAUGUGUUGCAUAGACUGAACAUCACUCAGGAGGGACCCAAGGAUGGGAAAGUUCGAGUUACCGUUCUUGCACGCAGCACAGAAUACCGGAAAAUACUGAACCAAAAUGAGCUGGUAAAUGCACUGAAAACAGUCUCCACAUUUGAAGUCCAGAUUGUUGAUUACAAAUACAGAGAACUUGCGUUUUUAGAUCAGCUGAGGAUCACACACAACACGGACAUAUUUAUCGGCAUGCAUGGGGCUGGCCUUACACACUUACUUUUCCUUCCAGACUGGGCUGCUGUAUUCGAGCUGUACAACUGUGAAGAUGAGCGCUGUUACUUAGACCUGGCCAGGCUCAGAGGCGUCCACUAUAUCACCUGGCAGAAGCCCAGCAAAGUGUUUCCUCAAGAUAAGGGGCACCAUCCAACUCUGGGCGAACACCCCAAGUUUACCAACUACUCUUUUGAUGUAGAAGAAUUCAUGUACCUUGUCCUUCAAGCUGCAGAGCAUGUACUGCGACAUCCACAGUGGCCAUUUAAAAAGAAACAUGAUGAACUGUAGAAAUGUUUGUUUACAAGAAGAGAGCAUUUAAACACUCUCACAUCCAGACUCACAGUCAAAGGAACAAAACAACCUGCCAUAGCCUCCUAUAAGAUGAACUAUGACUUUUGGCUUUUGAAUAUAGCUCAGGAUGGCCUUGAACUAAUGAUCCUCUGAGCCUCCUGAGUGCUCAGAUUAUAGGUGUGUACCUCCAUGCCUGUCUACAGAUUACUUUUUCUAUAUGAAAACAUACGUUCAGGAUAUUUUGUCUUUAAGUCUUCCAUGUGUUUAUUGUGUCCUUGCUAUUUGCCAAUAGCAAUAAUAUUUUUGCACUGAAAAAAGUUACUUUUAUAGUUCAAAGCUGGGCAGGUGCCCAUUGGUGUAACAGAGCUUUCCUGUUGGGAUACCAAAGUUGUCAACUUAAGCAGCUUUAGAAUUUAUAAGUGUGUUUGUUAACUAUAAUAUGAUUGUAAUUCCAGAGUGUUCCACCUUGUUGUUUAUGUACUUGGAUGAAUUCAAAACUGAUUUUGUAUUUGCCAUAGUCUGUUUAUAAAUAUGGAUAUAUAUAUAUAAAAUUAGGGCCUGGGGACGUGGCUGAGUGUAGAAUGCUGGCCUUGCAUGCAUGGGGCCCUGGGUUCAAUCCCUAGCAACACACAUGCACCUCCACACACCAGCAUAAGUCUGUGAUUCUCAGGACCAAGCUAUAAGAGUGUGUUAUAGAUCAGUGUCUAGUCGGCUCCAGGUUAUGUACACCAAGAACCUGAAUUAAUCAAGCCGUUUUAUUAAUUUGUGUUCACAAAUCUCAUUCCAAUCAUGUUCUCCCCAAAUGUAAUGGCUGUGUUAAUAAGAACCAGCCAGACCAUUCUACAGUACCAUCUCCGCAGACCCAUCAUCCAUGUUGACUUGACAUGAAGUGGUAGUUUGCAUCAGGCAGCCAUUUAUAAGCACAUACAGUUGUGUGCACCUACCUCUGGCAGUGUGAAAGUAACCCUAAUAUUUGUAAAAACUGAAAGGUGGCUACAUGAGGAGACUCUUUCCCUAUUAAAGAAAAAAGUAAGGCCAUUGAGAAAAUAGUAGAGCUGUGAAUUACCCAAUCAGAACGAAAAGCUUUAAGAAAGUGGCCCUGAGGAAAUGGGAUGGCUGAAGAACAGGCUUUUCCUUGAAUGGCUUCAUGUCUUUCUGUCGGUGAGCAUCCAGCUCAGCAUUCAGAAACCAUGGGUUUGCUCUACUGUACAUGUGACGUUUGCAUCUUACCAACAUUUGAGUCACCUCACAUAGACACUACUUUUAGUUUUUACAGUAGAUUAAACAAAUUGCCACAAAGGAUUUUAUUUUUAAAUUUUAGAGAAGUGACCCUCCCCACCAAAACAAGAUGUUGGUAACUACACCGCCUCAGAAGUUUGCUGACUUUUGCUUUCAGGGCUUGAUUACAGAGUUGUACACUUUAUUUAUUAAAAUAUUGUUAGAGGAAAUAGUGACACGUGAUGGGCAAGACUUCUGAUGUGUUUUAAGAUUGGGAAGAACUGUAACAUUAGGAACUGUUAGAUGAUGGGUGGCUGUUGUUCUUUGUGUAGAGUCCUAAGUGAGCAGUAGGAAUGGGGGUGUUCUGUAUGAAAGGGGUGGGAGGAGCAUGUUGCCCAAGUCAUCAAGGAUAAAUAUCCGAAGACUGCCUCUGGAAAGCCAUUUCAUCCUCUUACCUCAUUUCUGGGCUUGCGUCUGGGCUUGAGUGGACUAUGCUUCCACAGACUACCUGGGACUUCAGCAACUGAGAACAGUUUGAGAGUAAAAUAUAUUUGAAGAUUUUGCAUUUAGACAGAAUAUACAUUAUAUAAAUAAGAAAGUCAUUUAAUUAAUUAGUUAUAGGACUUUUAUCAAAUUUUUUUGUGGGAGCAGAAGAUCUUCAAAUUGUUGUAAAAUUUAAAAUGUAGACAUGGCUCUUUUUAUUAAGUCUGUAAGGAGAUGCCUGGCUUUGGAAUAAAGCUUUCUAUAUUUCAUUUAACUAUC
This is a messenger RNA of Onychomys torridus (southern grasshopper mouse), 4401 nucleotides long. RefSeq names its product EGF domain specific O-linked N-acetylglucosamine transferase (gene Eogt). The record is from RefSeq and is a predicted model, not a curated record. The transcript is spliced from 17 exons. Gene Ontology annotation, molecular function: protein N-acetylglucosaminyltransferase activity. Gene Ontology annotation, cellular component: endoplasmic reticulum lumen. Lineage: Eukaryota; Metazoa; Chordata; Mammalia; Rodentia; Cricetidae. The coding region runs from base 835 to 2418 and encodes 527 amino acids.